This is a messenger RNA of Pectinophora gossypiella (pink bollworm), 19359 nucleotides long. RefSeq names its product ankyrin-2-like. NCBI's taxonomy places the organism in Eukaryota, Metazoa, Arthropoda, Insecta, Lepidoptera, Gelechiidae. Gene Ontology annotation, molecular function: protein binding. Gene Ontology annotation, biological process: signal transduction. The record is from RefSeq and is a predicted model, not a curated record. The transcript is spliced from 50 exons. The coding region runs from base 434 to 16978 and encodes 5514 amino acids.
AAACGUUCCAAACGCAACAACCAGUCUAGAAAUUUAUCAAAAAAAUAAUGCUUAAAAUAAUAAUAUAACGCGCUAACGCCAGUGUAUAUCGCCGCUUUGGUCAUCGCUUAGUGAUCUCAAUUAUAAACUCAGUGUACUUAGUUUUAAGGAUAGAAGGAAAAUGGCGAUGCGAGGCUCGCACUUUUCCGGGUGACUCUCCGAUCGAUCCGGUUUUGGAUUUUGAAACUUUUUCCACAUUUUUUGAGAAUGUUCGCGUGGACUUUAGUCGUGAUGGUCGGUUGAGUUCGCGAGUGCAAGGACGCCGUAAAAUCGAUAUCGCCGCGAUGUCGGCGGGUCUGUAGGCCGGUGGGUGGUAGCUUUUAAGCUGUCCAGGUUAAAAGACUGUUGUUCAUGUCAAAAAAAGAAGAAGAGGAGUAGACUAGCUUCGUUUGAAAUGACGACGGAAACGGCGACGCCUAACCAGGCGGACGCCAGUACGGCGUUCCUGCGCGCCGCGCGGGCGGGGCACAUCGACAAGAUCAUCAGCUUGCUCGAGCAGGGCGUCGACAUCAACGUCAGCAAUGCUAACGGCCUCAACGCAAUCCACCUGGCGUCCAAGGAUGGUCAUGUAGCGGUGGUGGGGGAGCUGCUCGAUCGUGGUGCUGCUAUAGAUGCUGCUACCAAGAAAGGCAACACAGCACUGCACAUCGCCUCACUAGCUGGGCAAGAGGCGGUUGUUAAACUUUUGGUGCAGAGUGGUGCUCAGGUGAACAUUCAAUCCCAGAAUGGCUUUACGCCGCUAUAUAUGGCUGCUCAGGAGAACCAUGAUGGUGUUGUCAAGUUCCUCCUCGCCAAUGGAGCUAACCAGAGCCUUGCGACUGAGGACGGGUUCACCCCCCUGGCAGUGGCGAUGCAGCAGGGUCAUGAGAGGGUGGUUUCGGUGCUACUGGAGUCAGAUAUUCGUGGCAAAGUCCGUCUGCCCGCUCUCCAUAUCGCAGCCAAGAAGGACGAUGUCAAAGCUGCAAAUCUGUUACUUGAGAACGAACACAACCCAGAUGUGACCUCCAAGUCUGGCUUCACGCCACUACAUAUAGCGGCCCACUAUGGUAAUGAGAACGUCGCUCGACUCCUGCUGGCUAAAGGAGCUGAUGUCAACUGCGCUGCUAAGCAUAACAUUUGCCCUCUGCAUGUUGCUGCUAAAUGGGGCAAAGAAAACAUGGUGUCUCUUCUAUGCGACAACGGGGCUAAUGUGGAGUCCCGGACCAGGGAUGGACUCACCCCUCUUCAUUGCGCCGCCAGGUCCGGGCAUGAGAGGGUGGUGGAAGCUUUGUUGGAGCGAGGAGCGCCGAUUACUAGCAAGAGCAAGAACGGCCUCGCCCCCCUCCACAUGGCGGCUCAAGGCGACCACGCAGACUCGGCGCGCGUGCUGCUCUCACGCAGAGCACCCGUCGAUGACGUCACUGUCGACUACCUCACCGCACUCCACGUCGCCGCGCAUUGCGGACACGCUAAAGUUGCUAAAUUGCUUUUAGAUAGGAGUGCUGAUGCUAACGCUCGCGCUCUGAACGGCUUCACUCCGCUUCAUAUUGCGUGCAAGAAGAACAGAAUCAAGGUGGUGGAACUACUGAUCAAGUAUGGAGCCAGUAUCCAAGCGACAACGGAGUCAGGCCUAACGCCUCUCCACGUGGCAGCAUUCAUGGGCUGCAUGAACAUCGUCAUCUUCUUACUCCAGCAUGAGGCCAACCCUGACGUGCCCACUGUCCGCGGGGAGACGCCUCUCCAUUUGGCUGCUAGGGCUAACCAGACGGACAUAAUCCGCAUUCUACUCCGCAACGGCGCGGCGGUGGAAGCCAAGGCUCGGGAGCGGCAGACUCCCCUGCAUAUCGCCUCACGACUUGGCAACGUCGACAUUGCAGUGCUUCUGCUCCAACACGGGGCUGACGUCAGAGCGAUGACGGCUGAUCAUUACAACGCGCUGCAUAUCGCUGCUAAACAGCACAACCAUGAUGUUGCAGCGGCUUUGAUAGAGCAUAAUGCUCCCCUGACAGCGACUACUAAGAAAGGAUUCACAGCAUUACAUCUGGCUGCUAAAUAUGGAAAUCUAAAGGUGGCAAACUUACUGCUAGCUCACGGUGCGUCACCAGACCAAGCUGGCAAGAACGGCAUGACUCCUCUGCACAUUGCAGCUCAGUAUGACCAACAGGCUGUGGCUAGUACUCUCCUUGAGAAAGGAGCUGAUGCUAAGGCUGUGGCUAAGAAUGGCCACACUCCACUCCACAUAGCGGCUCGCAAGAAUCAGAUGGAGACAGCUGCUACUCUACUGGAGUAUGGGGCUCUUACCAACGCUGAAUCUAAGGCUGGCUUUACUCCAUUGCAUCUAGCUGCACAGCAGGGUCACACAGAAAUGUGCUCCCUUUUGGUUGAGCAUGGAGCUGAGGUGGACCAGCAAGCUAAGAAUGGACUGGCAGCAUUACACCUCGCUGCUCAAGAAGACAGAGUACCAGUUGCCCAACUACUGGUCAAAAAUGGAGCUGAGGUGGACAUUUGCACCAAAGGUGGUUACACUCCGCUUCACAUUGCCAGUCACUACGGACAAGCUAAUAUGGUUCGCUUCUUACUUGACAGCGGAGCUUCUGUCAAGGCUCAGACUACUCACGGAUAUACAGCACUGCAUCAUGCCGCUCAACAGGGACACAUCAAUAUCGUCAACAUUUUGCUAGAGAACAAGGCUGAUGCCAACGCUACUACCACGAAUGGACAAACUCCCCUGGACAUCGCGUCUAAGCUGGGGUAUGUGACGGUGAUGGAAACUCUGAAAGAUGUCUCCGAGCCAUCCAUCGCUCCCGUCAGUCAGGAGAAAUAUAAGGUCGUGGCUCCAGAGACUAUGCUUGAGACGUUCAUGUCUGAUUCUGAGGAGGAAGGAGGUGAAGACACUAUCCUGAACGACCAGCCGUACCGGUAUCUGACAGCUGAUGACAUGAAAUCUCUCGGUGAUGACUCGUUGCCAAUUGAUGUGACCAAGGAUGAGAGGACUGAGUCUGCGAUGAGCCAUAAGAAUAUUAUGGAAUUGUCUCAAACUUCAGUGAAUGGUAUGCCCUACCAGCCACAACAAGAGGUGGUGGUGAAGAGUAUCAGCCGAUACAGCACCGCGCCUGCGCCGGAGGGAUACUGCUACAAUGUCGACCCUACAGUGCCCAAAAAAAAGCUACAAUGGAAAAAUUUCCUGGUAUCGUUCCUCGUGGACGCGCGUGGUGGAGCCAUGCGGGGCUGCCGCGGUGGUGGAGUGAGGGUCAUCGUACCACCACUGUCUGCUCAACAGCCUACUAGGAUUACUUGCAGAUACUUGAAGCCGUCUCGUAUCAAUCACAUGCCUCCGCUGAUGGAAGGCGAGGCCCUUGCAGCCAGAGUGUUGGAGAUGGGACCAGUAGCUGCCAAGUUCUUGGGGCCAGUAAUCCUAGAAGUGCCCCACUACGCAUCCCUACGCGGGAAAGAGCGAGAGAUAGUGAUCCUGCGCUCAGACAACGGGACCAGCUGGCGAGAGCACAACGCUGACGCUACAGACGAUGUCGUCCAAGAUAUACUGCAUGAGACGCUCGAGAUUGAAGAAACCAACGAGGACGAGAAAGGCUGGGAUGCUCCCAGGGUCACGAGGAUCUUGACACAUGACUUCCCGCAGUACUUCGCCGUCAUAUCGCGCAUACGACAAGAGGUCCAUGCUAUUGGACCUGAAGGUGGAAUGGUAUCCAGUUCGGUAGUGCCCCAAGUGCAGGCGGUAUUCCCUCAAGGUGCUCUCACCAAGAAAAUCAAAGUCGGCCUGCAGGCCCAAAUAAUAGACUCAGAACUGACAGCGAAGCUUCUAGGCCGAGGAGUGGCCGUGUCACCGGUAGUGACAGUGGAACCUCGACGAAGAAAGUUCCACAAAGCAAUAACCCUGAGUAUGCCAGCCCCGAGGCCUCAUACUCAGGGGAUGACCAACCAGUACAGCACGUCGUCGGCGCCAACCCUGAGACUUCUCUGCUCCAUCUCAGGAGGAACGAAUCGAGCUCACUGGGAAGAUGUCACCGAAAACACGCCUUUGACGUUCGUGAACGAUUGCGUUUCGUUCACAACUACCGUCUCAGCUCGCUAUUGGCUAAUUGAUUGUCGACAUAUCGAAGAUGCUACGAAAAUGGCAACUGAAUUGUACAGGGAAGCGAUCCACGUGCCGUUCAUGUCGCGUUUCGUGGUGUACGCUAAACGCACGGAUGAACUGCAAGCGCAGCUGAGGGUGUUCUGCGUGACUGAUGAUAAAGAAGACAAAGCCUUGGAGCGCAUCGAGAGGUUCAUUCAAGUUGCUAAGAGCAGGGAUGUGGAGGUCCACGAAGGCAAGCCAAUUUAUCUAGAAUUUGGGGGCAAUUUGGUGCCAGUGGCGAAAUCAGGGGAGCAACUAUCGAUACCGUUCCGAGCAUUCCGGGAGAACCGGGUGGCGUUCCCGGUGAUGAUCAAGACUCAGGAUCUGGAGCCGAUCUGCCGCUGCCAGUUCAUGAGGGACCCGAAGGUGCCCAAGGGAGAACCUUCGCCUGCGCCUAUCGCAGUACUGAACAUCAUGGUACCAGACGAGAUGCAAAUAGAGAGGACGUCACCUAUACCUAACGACACCGCCGUGCCGCGACGCACUGCUGAGCAAGAACUUAUUUGGAGACAACGGCUUAGUGAUCCUAGGUUGGAAGAUAUCUGCAACCUUCUAGGCAAAGAUUGGGUGGCAUUGGCGUACGAGCUGGGAGUCAGCGUGGCUACCGUCAAUCAGAUUCAAGCCAAGAGGAUCACGACCGCGGAACAGGCACAACUUAUGUUGAAACUCUGGAAGACGCAGUCUGGAACUAAGGCUCAAGAUACAUCCCUCGAACUAGCUUUGUGUCGCAUUGGUCGAGAUGACAUCAUCGCGCCGCAGUCUGACGUCACUAACGAACGUAGGAUACAACGCAACAUUUAUCAAGAGAGACAAGCUUCUGAAGAGAUUGAAGCAUACAAAGCCGAAGAAGACAAUAAACUCAAAGAAAAGAUAUACGAAGACAAUCAAAUAGAAGAACGCAUGCGUGAGUCUGAACAUGAUCAAGAUGAGGCAAAAUAUUCUCCUGAAGAGAAGUCUAUUGUUGAAAAGAGUGAGAUUGAGAGGACUCCUACGCCGAGCGAGGAGAGUGAGGAAGAUGAAGACGUAAAACGGAGCGUUGCUGAGAGGAAAGAACAAAUAACAAGAAAAUUGAGUUCCAGCAAAAUACCUGCUUCUAAACAAAAGAAGGAAAUUCGGGAGGAAAUCAUUGAGAUCAAGACUCAAAUCAAACCAGACAUUAAGAAAUUCCAAGACAUCGAACAACAAGUCAAAGAAAAGGAACCUAAAUUGGAGAGAACGCGUUCCAAAACUUCGCCGGAAUCUGUCGAAGAAGAAAGAGAGGCGGAGAUUCUGAUAGAAGAAGUAGUUGAAGUAAAAAGGGAAGAACCUAAACCAGUAGAGCGGCCGAUCGAACAAUUCAGAAAGUUUGAUCCAUCAUCACCCGGAAAACCUACACCUAAACAUUUACAACGACAUAUGAGAAACGAAUCAAUGAAGUUUUCGUCUGGAGACUUCUCAAACGUAACAAUCACUCCCAGAAAAUCAGUGACGGCUGAAAUGUCUGAAAUCAAACAAACAGUGGAAAGCAAAGUUGAUACAUUUACAAAAGAAGUUAUUUCCCAAAAAGAAAUAUACUCGUCUAAAGUAGAAGAGAAAUUAGACGACGGUGACAAAUCGCCGGAAUUAGUAACUGAAGAAGAGAGAGACAUCGCCGAAGCUACUUUGAGAGAUAAGAUUAGUACAUUCGAAUCAAAGAUGUCUAAAGAACCUUCUAUUGAACUAGCGAAAACUACAGUUAAACUUACGAAAGAAGCUUUAAAAAAACAUACAAUGCAGCAAGAUCAAGGUAUUGAAUACACUCAAGAAUUUGUAAGGAAACAAUCAGAACAAAUUUCGUCUAUGGAAACAAUUGAACAGGUUACGCAAAAGAUUUCUGCUGAAACUGAAAAACAUGUUGGAGUUAUUAAGUCUGUUAAAGAGACAAUACAACAAUUUGAUUCUAAAACGAAAACUGAUGACAAGGCUAUGCCUUUCCCAAAAACGAUGAGGACAGAUUCCACUCUUGUACAAGUAUCGUCUGAAGAAGAUAGCGAGUUCUUAAAAAAGUCUACUGAUUCUGAAACUGAAACGGAGUCGCAGACUACUGUCAAAGUGGACAAAGAUGACAAAAAAAUUAAAGGUAAGAUUGAUAGAGACGUGUUUGACAAGAAGCCCGAUUUUAAACCUAAAGACGUAUCUGAUAAACAAAAAGAUGAUAAGUCAAAGAAACCUGGUGAUGAUGAUAAAAAAGAUGGGUCAGUAGCUAUUAAAGUUCAGAAGUUAGAAAAGCAAAUGACCGAUGAGCUAAGAUCUAAAGUAAGUGAAGAAGAAGUUACUGAAACACUUGAAGAAAAAGACGUAUCUAUUAGUGAAAAAGCUAAAGAAAAGGUUGAAACUCAACUGUCUAUUGCUAGCACUAAAUCUGAUUUGAGCAAGCAUACUAAAACAGAUUCCGUGGGUUCUGACCUACAAGAGAUAGUUGGUAUCCCAGGAAAAAUAUCCCAGGAAUCACCAGUGCCAUCCGCAAUUGACAAAACAGAUUCACUCGCUGACUUGCAACAAAGUACUGAAAAGGACUUCAGUUUUGUAUCCCAGACCGAAUCAAAGGUCUACUCGAAAGAUUCUAAGCAUCGAAGUGACUCAUUAGAUGAAGCGUCUCAAUUUUCUGACUUAGAAGAUCAAGUGGGCACGAGUCCUGCCCACAAGCCCCAUUUAGAAAAAAUUGUCGAACCAACAUUAACUAAGGUGGACGAAACUAUCUUAUCCUCAACUUUUAUUGAUAAAAAAGAAACGUCAACUAGAGAUCAGACUCUAGAAUUUUUAAGAUUUGAAAGUGAGUUUAGUUCACAAACUCAUGCACCCGCUCUUGCACCCAGUGACUCUGAUAAGAUUUCGCCUAAAGAAUCGCCAGUAAUAAGUGCAAAAGCUCGUCAGUUUAUCGAAACUGUACCUGAAGACGACUCAGUUCAAGAAUGUUUCUUUUCUAAACGAAUAUACUCAGAUUCGCUAGAAGAUUCUGAACACACCGAUUCAAGACGACAUUCGGAAGCAGAGUCAUUGAAAUCAGAUCAAUCAGAUGUCAAAGCAAAAAUUUCGUCAUCAGAUUUUGAUGAACGCGCAGAAUAUGAAGAAACUGUUGACUCUGGCAGUGGUUUUGGUGAUGAAAAGUUUGAGGAAAGCGUUGGUUUUACUUCCAUAAGAAUAGAUCCCAAGGUCCUUGAAGAAAAACAAGACUCGGAAUCAGAUAAAGAGACAGAAGUAGUAUUUAAGAAAAUGGCACCAAAGCGCCAUUCACGAACUGAGUCCAUAUCUAUUUCUAAGAUUAGUGACUUACAGACUGAUACGGAUCUUUCAAAACCAAAACAAGAAUUCCAAAUGAUUGUUACUGAAGCAGAAGAAGUGGAUAAAUCUGAUAAAGACGAGCCAUCUGAUAGAAUAUCUUCAGAGGACAGUAGAGAAGUUGAAAUAUCAGACAGAAAGUCUUCCGAGGGCAUCUCGGACAGGAUUAGUUCGGAGGACGCCGUGACUGACAAAAAGACUUCUUCAGAAGAAGAAGCAGCUAAGGAAGGUGAACAGUUACUAGAACAUGGUACUGAAAAGGAAAUCACAACUACGGUCAAAAGCAUCGUAAAAGACAUUGAAAAGAUUGAUUCAAAAUCCGAAUUUAUCAAAGACGAUACCGUUGAAAAAGUUCAAGUCGCCAAACGACAGUCUGUAACAUCAGCAGGAUCUGGAUCUGUAAGUGAACUUCGCUUAGAAGAGAAACGUUUAUCAGAUGCUCAUAGUCUUACUGAAUCCAGAGACUAUACAUUUGAGGAAUCGGAAGAUGACAUUGGCACUCAAGGGACUCACGUUGAUGCCUACAGUAAGGACAAACAUGAAUCUAAGCAAGAAAUUGAUUCUAAGGCAAAACCUUCAGCGGGUAAAACUGAUCCUUCUAAGCUAGCUAAAUUGACUCAUGGUGACUCGCUAGAUGACGUUGAAGGGUUUCCAGAAGACCACGUUACAGACUACGUUCAUAAACUACCCCAUAUUGCUGAAGUCGGUGCCUUGAGUGAUCGAGAUAUCACUAAUGACUUCUUAAGCAGAGAAAGAGAGGAACAACUGAAACGUGAAACAGUUACUACCACUAUUAUUAGUGAUAAUACUGACAAUGCCAAAAAAGAUGAAGUGGCAGUAAUUGGAUCCACAAAGGAAUAUUCUUAUACUACUACUAAGAAAGGAGAACCUAUAGUUUCAACAACUGGCAUCACUACCACCUCCAAAGAAAUAUUACUAGACAAGAGCGUGGAAAAAAAGACUGAAACAAAAGUAAGUCAGAUAAAAUUUGACGUUUCAAAAAUAAGAACCGAUACUCUUGGAAAGUUUGAUGCUGAUGAUAUUGAAGAGGCUAAGGAGUCUAAAAUAUUUGUGCCUAGAGAUUUAGAUCUGAAAGAAACACCAGAAAUAACAAAAGAGCAAGUAAAACCUGUCAUUGAUGACAUUUUGCAAAAGGGAACAAUUGCUGCUGCAGCUCGAAGUCCUGUUUUAGACAAAGAUAUUAAAACGAUUACUAAAGAUAUAGUUGAAUCCGAGAAGCGAUCUUACGAUGCUAAAGCUCCUCAUAUAGAGGAAAGAAGACAUUCAUGUAUAAGUCCAGCUAUUUCUUUAGAAAGAAUUGCAGAAUCCGAUGUUGAAGAUGACGAAGAACUCGACAAAGUAAGUGUACCUCCAGAACCGUCAAAGGUCUCAGAAGCACCAUCACCUUUGAAAAAAUCUGACUCAGCCAUGAAACAAAUGGCUGAUAAUAUUGAAAUUAUAAUCAAACAAGCGUCAGAGGAUAUCGAUUUAUCAUCAGAAGAGCACCCUAUUCCGGAACCAGCGGAUCAAAAGGAUAUAGCAGGACAAGUUUCUGUAGAUUCCAUUAUAGAAGAAGCUGUAACGACUGUUGAAGAGUAUCUUGAAUCUUCAAAAGAAACUAAAGAAAAAGUAAUUGAAGCUAAAAAAGAGAUUGUUUAUGAAGAAACUAAAAAGUUUGUUAAAGAAAGACCCGGUUUAAUGAAGUCGCUAUCUAGAGAUAGUGGCGAAAUUGCUAUUAUGCCAAGGAAAAAACAUGCAAGGACAUUUUCGGUACAGAGUUCUCCAGAUGAGGUAGAGGAACAAAUAUAUACCGACUCAGAAUCUGAUAUGGAUAAAGCUAAAGUUCUUGAAAUUAUUGAGCCAAGUUCUGAUAUUGAAGGCAAAGUCGUCCCAAGCAGUUUUGAUACAAAGAAAAUUAGAACUGAUUCCCUCGAUGACGCCGACGACUUCCCUGAAAAAGAAGCUGAGUAUUUUGGAGACGAUGGCAAAUAUGCCGAAGAACCUGAUACAUUCUUACCAAGCAAAUCUCAUGAAAAAUCUGUAGAUGCUGCUUCUACCGCCGGCCCAAGCGCUCCCAGACCAGAUUUUGACGAAGAAAAAACAACUGAGAAAUUCACCAAAAAAACUCACUUUGUAGAUAGCGUUCUACGUUCUGAUCUAGUUUCAAAAUCUACUACUGAAUCGUCGGUAACGACUGUUGUGUCUACUCUAACAAAAUCCUCGGAUGAAGACCAGAAAUCAGUUCUCGAGGAUGCAACAUCUGCUGAUUUUUCGAAAAUCAGUGGAGCUGAUUUAGUGAAGGACCCUUCAAAGACAUCUAUGGAUAUUAAAGAAGAUUCACGUUUAGAAGAACAAGUAGAAGACAGAGGUACACCUGAUCUAUCGAAAAAAUCUAUUGACUUGACCAAAGAUUACUCCAAAUCUUCUAUUGAUAGUAAAGAUACUUCAAGAGAUUUCGCUACUAAUGAAUUAUCUAAAGACUCCACAGUAGAUUUGACAAAAGACUUCUCCAAAGCGUCUAUUGAGAGCGUGAAAGAAACUUCGAAAUCUAUUGAUGACAAGACUUUCUCUGAAGACCACUCUUCUUUAGAUGUAUCUAAAACGUUAGCUUCAGAUGCAUCAGAGGGUAUAGCAGUUAGCAAGGAAUUUACAGAAGAGGAAAGGUCAAUGUCUAAAAUUGUGAAGGUCUCCACUAGCUCAUCGCAAGAAACCUCAGUUUUGACUGAAAGUAAAUUAUUUAGCGAACAAGAUGACAAAUCCUUAGACAAAACAAAAACAUCAGAUAAAAGUGACCCAGAAAAAGAUUUUAUUGGAGAAAUUGAUCAGCAAAUUGCUCAUUUAAAAUCCGAAUUUAAAAAAGAAGAAGAAAGCUCUGUUGCUUCCAAAUCUGAAUCAAAGACAGAAGACAAAUUAGCUAAGACAGAAUCAGACAUAUCUAAAGAUAAAGAAGAAACAGACGCAGAUGAUGACGCACCAGACAUGAAAGAGUUAAGUAGAAGAUGCUCGAAUCUUCUAGAAGAUAUAUCACAUGGAGCUGUAAUCAGAAUAGAUUCAAGUCAUGUUACUCACGAUCUUGUGUCCAAAUUUUCGAAAACGCCCCCUCCGUCCCCUGUUGACCUUAUUUUAAAAGAUAGAGCUAAAUUGGAGGAAAGUACUGGCGAUAAGCAACCCGGGCUACAACUAAGAGGUUCCGAAUCUUCGUUCCUGGAUGCUAGCCGUCAGUCGCCAAGAGCCUCUUCUGCUGGAGACAGUCUGAUCAGCGAAACCGAGGCUCAUCAAAGUGACGCGCUGACGGAGGCGUCUACGGUACUUAGUGCAGCUGCCAGGCCAAAAUCUCCAACGAAGCACUUAGCUGAUAACUUAGCUUUUAUCAAUGUUGAUCAACCUACACUCACUAGCAGUGCCAGUGAACUUGUUGAUCGAACCAUAGAAAAAAGCAUUGAUGUUAUUGACCAAAUCAAGAAAGAACAACUGGCCGUCAAAAUGGAGGAAAUGCAACAAUUAACGUCAUCUGACACUUUUUACUCUGAAUCUAGAGUUGAAACUUCUACAUCGUCUUCGUCUGUACAUAAAAUUGAAGGAUCUGAACUCAAAUUUCAAGCUAUCGAUCCGCAAGCUAUGAUGUCUGAUAUGGUAGCUAAGUUUGGAAGUGGAACUACCGAUGAGUAUAGUACAGUCUUGACUCAUAAGGAAACUGAAACGAGGAAGAUAUCUGGACAAGAAUUCUUCUCUUCAAAACAAAUAUCGUCAUCUGACGAUGAUUCGCUCGUUGUUAAAACUGAAACGACCCAUGAACUUCGAGGUCAAGAACAUGAAGUUAGAGAAAAAACUGUAGUUCGAAGAGAUGGUGAUCAAACUGAAACGUCACAAAAGAAAGUAGAAAAAGCUCAUGAAGCUGCAGCUAAAAGAUCUGAUAUAGAGACAAAAACUGUCUUCAAAAGUAAUGAUGAUACAGAUAUUAUAAAAGUUGAACGCGAAUUUACUGAACAAGGUCUUUAUUCUGGACGUCAAACGAAAUCUGAAGAGAAAAUGACAGCUUUGAAAGACGAAACCAUUAAAAAGAAACAUGAAAUUAAGAUUUCAGAAAGAGAAAUGUCUCACGAGCAAUGGGGCAAAGAGUACUUUACAGAACCAGGAGAGUUAGAAGAUAUCAGAGAGGAUGAAGAUACAAAAUCCAAAAUUGCAUUUGUAGACUCGACUCUUAAAAUUAUCGAAAAAGAUGAGGUAGUUUCCACAGUGGAACUCUCUGAAAAAGGGAAAGUUGUAAGUUCCACAAUGGAACAUCACAAAGAAGAAUCGGUUAUCGAAAGUAAAGAACAUGAUGACUUAAGUUCAGAUGCUUCUCAUGCACCAAGUUUCAAAAGUGAAACUGCAGAGAGACGUGGCUCUUCUGAAUUAAGUCCUAAAAGUAAAUCGAAAUCUUUCAAGAAAGAUAAUGAAGUCUAUGAAGUAGAUUUCAUAAAAGAAAUUAAGGUCUCAACUUCACCUGUUAAGAGCACAUUCAGUCGCAAUGGGAGCCAGGAUACACAUUCAGAGUCAGAAACAGCACCAGAAUUGCCUCACGAUGACAAAAUGGGCGAUACCCCAAAAAAAGAUAAACCCACCAAAUCUCCUAUUCAACUACCGCAACAACAACUUCAAGAUCAGGUUUGGGAAGUAUCGCUACAAAAAGCUGAUUCACUUGAAAUGGCCGAGGAUAUACCUACAAUAACAAAAGUCAGAACUACGACGGAAUCAUCUACAACGAAGAGCUCUGACAGUGACACGGUCUUAGAUCUCAAGACUGUUGUAGACCCCAAAACUGACGUUACAACUAAACCUACCAAAACUGAUAUGUCGCCAAGCACAUUAGAAAUCACUGAUGAUAUAAGCACAACAUCUAAAGAUAUCAUGAUGAAAUCAGGUGAAAGCAUCGACACUGAGUGCAUGGUCAAAUCCUUGGAAUCUCAUGAAGGAGAAAUCCUGCAGAAAUCGUUAGAUUCUACCGUUAGUGCCGAAACAUUGCACGCCUCCGACUUUUCAACUGAAGCCGAUUCCGCAUUUUUGACGGGAACUGAUCAUAAGAAAGAGGAAGUCAAGUUAGUGAAAGAAAAAAGUCUUGAAGAUAUUUGCAGUAGCGGUUAUGACACCGAUCUUUCCUCUGCCGAGUUUCAUGCCACGAAACUUGAGUCAGAACGGGUGGAUUUUGACUCAUUGAUGUCUGCUCAGCCUCUUGCCGACUUAUCAGUUUUGGAAAAAACUAUUGAUGAAGUCAAGCAAUCACUUGAAGCAGCUCAGGGUGAAAUAAUUAGUGAGAAAAACGAUGGGAGCAGCAAGUACAAGCAAUCUCCUUCCGAAUUCCAAUUCAAACUUCUAAUUAGUCCAGACAGACCUGAAGUUAUUACAGAAGAGCCUCAUCAUACAGAAGAUCACACUGAUAAGACUACUGUACAAUUGGAGACAGAAGAUAAAAUUCUUGAUAGUCAAAUAUCAGACAGUACUUCCCAUAAAGUUAGCUCUCAAGAGGAAACUACUUAUUCAGAUGAAGAUAAAGAAACGGUUCACAUGAUGAAAGAAUCCAGUCCUCCGUUGGAUGGUGCCGAUAUUUCAAUAAGAUCGGAUAGUGGACCUCACUCUAUACUAGAAACUGAGAGUGAAAUAAUUCUCUCAGAUCGAGAAGGUUCGUCGAAAGGUAGCCCAGAAGUGAAAUUGCGAGCACAAAAACACAUUAAAUCUAAAUUAGGAAUCGUGGAGCGACGAUCAGCAUCUGAUGUCGAAGGCUGGUCCAGCUCGGGUUCCAGUCACUAUCACAGCUUUGAGCAUUCUGAAGGAAGACCAUUGUCGUCAGAUAUUGAAGUCAUGAUGACCGCUCAAAGUGGAACUGAUUUUGAAACUGCUCUUACAAGCCAUGACGUGUCUUCACAGUCUUUACGAACAUCAAAAGAUUAUUAUACAGCAGGCAGUUCUCUUGCUUCAAGGGACAGCAUGAAAAGCCUAGACUCUGAUGGAUCCAGCCAUGUUGCUAGCAUAGACAUAUCUGAUGCUUCAGAAACGUUAGUUCCAUCAGCAAAUGAACUAAAAGAAGAACUGAUGGAAAGCAGCACCUAUGUUGAACAAUUCCUUCAUGAAGGAGAAAAAGUAAAAGUAAAAGACGUAAGUGACGAUGAGGUUUCUGUCGAUGAUGAUGAAAAUAAAGAUGAUUCGGUAGAACCCAUGGGCAAAAUGAAGAGAUCUCAUGAAAUGCGUUUCCAACCUAAAGAAAUGAUUCCAGAGCAUUUUCCUAUUGAAGGAGUUACUGAAGGCGUUGAAAUUGACGAUGAAUCUUCAAAAGAGAAAGAUGGAUCAGAUACUACCAUCUCCAGUCAAUUUAAAACUGAUGACAUUCUAUCGUCUUCUAUAUCAAAACUGGAUAUGUCAUCAUCAAUAUCUCAACUUGAACUAGAUAAAGAUGAAGUGAAAGAACAAGUCACAAAAGUUUCAGUUCACGAGGAACAUGCUUUACCAUUUUCCGUAACAAAAGUAGAUAGACCGAAAAGAGAAUUCGUUGAUAUUGAAAGUGAAAUAAUCCCGGUUGGAUCAAGCGAGUAUGAAGAAAUAGUGAAACAUGGUAGCAUAAGCACAGAAAUCAAAAAAACAUCUGCAGAAGAAUCUACGAUUGUGAAAACAAAAGUUCAGGUAGAAGAAGCGGCACCUCCGAAGAGUGAAAUCGUAGAAAUACAAGAAGAAUGUGUCAAGAAAGUUGUAAAAGAAGUUAUUGUUGUACCGUUCCCGGUAACUGAAAUACCCUGUACUCAACGAGAAUUUGUUGAUGUGGAAGAAGAUAUCAUACCAAUAGGUUCUCAACAAUAUGAAGAGAUUUUAAAAUCUAAAAGUGACUCUUCGGUACCAAAAACAAAAGUUGAAAAAGCUAUUGUUAAAACGCCGGACUCUCAAUUAGAUAGUAAACCUAGCUCCACAUCUAGCUUAAAAACUCAAGAACAUAUUUCAACGCCUCAUACGCCUUUGUCUGCACCAAGUCAAAGCUCGAUUUCAACAGACAAUGGUAGAGAAUAUGUGUUGGAUGACAUAUAUGAUAUUUCUGAGACACCAGAGUUGAGAUCAGACCUCAUAACAGAAAGUAGCCGUUCUGAACUGGUUGUAACUACAGAAGAAAGAGGUACUCAUACUUACGAAAAAGAACAAGAAUCUCCUACUAGUGAUGAAUUUGAGAUGGUUGAUAAACCGAGUGAAAUGGAUGAUUUCGUAGUCAUAGAAGAAGUUGCCAAAGAAGCACAAGAAUCUGAUCCUGAAGGUAAAAGUGUAAAAAUAAAGACACAAGUGUACGUGAAGCGUCACGAUACUGAAGUCGAAGAAUAUUUGUCUAAAGCGUCAAAGAAACAAGAAAGUACUAGUAGCACUUCAGGAUCAUUAUCCGAUGAGGAAUUACUUCAAUAUGAAUUGGAACAAAAGAGGUUACAGGCUCAAGAACUGGCUGAAAUUGAAGCUGGCAAACGUUGGAUACAAAUGCAAUUUGAAGGUGAUCCACGGUACGACUAUGAACGAGUUCCUCUAGAAGAUAUUAAAGAAGAAGAAAUGACCGACUUUGACGCUAGCAGAAUUGGCAGUUUAAGUUCGCAAAAAGAGUCUAUAGGAAGCUAUGGUAGCUAUAGAAACUCUUACGGAAGUCUCUCUGAAUCAGAAAUGGCAUCCCGAAUAAGGUUCCGAGUACGAGGUGAAAACGACGAUGUCUCUAUCAGCUCACUUCAAGAGUUUGAAAAUCUUGAAAGGGCUCUGAUGGAACAGUAUCAACAGCACUCCUCAUCAUCUCAAGAUUCAUUAAAUGGCUCUCUACCAAAACGCUAUGUUUUGAGUAAAAGUCAAGGUGAUGACAUAUCAGUAUCAAGUUUGAAAGAAUUUGAAGGAUUAGAGUCAGCUUGUCUUGAAGCAUUAAAAGCUGAAGUCCUGGCAAAGCAAAAAGAGGCUUUGUUACAAGCUGAUCCAAAAAUAGUCAGUGGUAGUUUCUUAGAACAAGAAAAACGCUCUUACGGCAGUAGUAGUACUGAAAGUAGUCCUCCGCAGAAAGGAGGUAGCCCAAGCCAAAAGAGUGGAAGCCCAUCACAGAAAAGUGGAAGUCCUUCCCAACGCGUAGGUAGCUACGGUAGUCCAUCACAAAAGUUACUAGCCGACACAAUUACUAUCAGGAAAUUAAUUGACCAAACAAUGGCUUUGGAACAAAAAAUGCAAGAGCAAAUAACACCCAAAGUCGUAACUGUGAAAAAGUUUGAUGACAGAGGCGCUUUCUUUGUCCCCGAACCAGAGGAAAAGUCUUCUGAAACUAAAACUUGUGAAGUUGUAGAGGAGUGCAAGAAAGCGUCUUCAUUCGUAUGCGCUGCUGCCCCAAGUGAUGGCUCAGCAGAGUCCAUUCCAGGAGACUGUGAAGAAAUGAUGAAACUAUUGGAAACAGAGGACAAAGCUAAGAAAAGCUCAGCUGUUACUAGAACGUUCACAGAUGAUGGAGUUAUCGAAGUGGUUAGAACUACCACUGUCAUUCAGCAGAAAUUCGUUGACGGAAAGAAAGUUUCAGAAACCGUUACUAGCACAGACGCUGAAGGAGGUGUAGAUAUCCCAGCUAGGCCCGUGCAAUACGAGGAAGGACCAAUGUCAUUUGGAUCAGAAAUGUCUUCGUCAAUCGCGUCUCAACCCUCAGAAUUGGAUAGCCUGAUGACUGUUAUGGAAAGAAAAACAUCAGAUGGCGAACUAGUUACAGUAACAAAGCAAACCAUCAUUAUGUCCUCGGAUAAACUUGAGGAAUUAGACUUGUCUAGAGAAGGGAGUGUCGUUCGUGAGCUGUCGCCUUCCUCUGGGAGGUCGAUAGCACACAGCGUCAUUUCGUUCUCUGGUAAACAACUUACAGAUCCAGCGAGCGGCUCCUGGAGCGGCCAAGACGAAGAACUCAGCUCUUCUGGAAGUUUUAGUAGGGGUGCAAGAGCGGACCUGAUGCUCGGAAGUACUGACAGUCUUGAAGCCACCAGCUCAAACGCUACCCGAGCCACUUAUAACUACGAAGUCGAUACUCCAAUGACUGGCAGCCUCACCUCAGGAGGGUCGAACACCAUGGUGUCUUCUCUGGAUACCUUGGACCCUGUCACCGCAGUGCAGAUGGAAAGUCUUGAGCACCAGUCCACAAGUGAACACUUCUCACAUGAAUACGAAGUACAAGAACCGGACUCGGACACUGAACGACUGGAGCUGGAUGGCAGAGUCCCCAAGACCAAGGAGAGAACCAUUAUGUUCGACAGUACUGACACGCUCAGCGCAGUCAGUGGAGAUGGCUCGGUGAAGGAGGCUGUAGUUGAGACUCCCGCACCGACCUUCUACAUCGGAGAUACACCUAUUGUUCGAGGGGACAGACCGGACGAUGAUGAUCAACCACAGCCCCAGUUAUCUGGGAGUUGUCCGGCAUCUCUGCCACCAGUUACGCAGCCGUCGCCUCCCAUACCUGCUCAGAGAAGGUCGCUCACUACAUUAACAAAAUCCCCACCUUCUAGUUUAGAUGAAGCUGCAAAGAAGUAAUCUGUUUUUGUUAUCUUUAAACUAUUCCCUUCAAAAUCCACUUCUAGACCAUUAGAUAGAGAUAGAUUUCUUUAAGAAUUUCAUUUGCUGUACUUCAAGAUGCAAAAUUUACAUUUGCAGCUAAUAGCGAGCUUUGAAACGAUGCACUCUGUUGCUAUCUUACUUACAAACGAUGGAUACGUCUUAAAUAAUAUUCAAUAACGGACAUAUUACUAACAAAAUACUCAUGUAUUAAACUAUGUAGUGAAAUAUCAUUAUGUAUUAAACUUAUUGUAAUAGAUUUAACGAAAUUGGCGUUUAAUGUACUCGUUUAAGAAGAUCUAUGAGCCACUUGCGCGUUCUAAUGAAAAUGUUCUCGACUAUCUAUUGAAAUGACAAGUAUCAAUGAUGACCCAAACAUAAUUCACCGUUGGUGCUCAUAAUAUCAACAACGAUUACUCUUUAUACUGAAAUUGACUUGUCAACUCUUGUUUUUGAACAAGAAUUCUCGGGAUUAAAAAAACAAGUCUUUCUAUGAAUUAAAUUUAUGAGAGAUCAUGUUGGAUUCCGUGGUUUAUAUUCAAAUGACUGGUUGAAAUCAACCACAAUCCAAUUAGAGUUUUGGGAAGUAUUUUGGUACUCACUUUUGUACUAAACUGUCGGUUUUUGAGCGACACUAGUCCAGGUUAGAACCUAUAGACAUCUUGAAUAGCGCUUAGCUUAAUCUAGUCUUCGAAUCUGCUUAUUCGAUAUGAUGUUACACUAGUAGGAUUAUUAACUAUUUGUAAGCUAUCCUAUAAGUAGAUUUCUGACAUUGUCAGUUUUGAUACCUAAAGGCAAUAAAAUGGAGACAUACCAUCUCAUCAUUUUUGCAGACUGUCCUAUUCACACACAUACAUAAAUAAAAUAGUGAUAGGACAAUUUCUAAAGAGGAUCUAAUCAGUUUUAACUCUUGCACAAUUUCUUACAUAAGUAGAUAGAUAGAAAUACAAAAUGUAGAAUAAGCUUACAGCAAUUGUUAGGAUAAACGGUUGUUUGAUAUUAGACCUUAACCUAUUAUCCGUUUACCUUUUUUUCUAGAGCAACAUCCUAACCACUUAUAUCUUCACCACGAUUAUAUUUUAUAUAAUUUUAAUUCUACUGAAUUCCAUUCUAACACUACGUUCUUAGACCUUCUAAACUUCAGUUGUUCCUAACAUUUUGCUAUAGACUAUAAAUGUGUAAUCAUGUUAAAUGAUCUAGGGGGUUAAAAAGGCCACAUCGAAGCAAUCACCCCAGGGCUUGCUCACUUCCAAUCUUAUAAUAAUGUAAUGUAACACACGAAGGGUAUAAAGAACGUCCAAUAGCUUUUGGACUACAAGAAAUGAACGGUGAUAAUACACCGUCAACGAUUUUGAGAGAUCACAUUACGGAGUCACUUUUUCAUCACUCGUGAUCAUGCUAUCACCAAUGAUUUUAAAAUGGCUUUCGGGUUUUAGAUCAACGUUGUUGAUGGCGACAACUGUUAAGCUUAAUAAAAUAAGUGAAGGUUGAAGCGUUUUUCUAUUGGAUGAGACUGAUGGAGGCUAAGUAAGAACUAGAAAUUGUAAAUUGAGAUGGACAAGCUUAGCUAAUUCACUUGCAGAAGCUGCUAAGAAUGUUUUGAUAUCAACGUUGUUGUUCUGUAGGGCAACAUGCCCAGCGUGCGCAAAAUGCGCAACGUGAUAAAAUUUUGUCGAUUGGUUCUAAUAUGUGGACCCAAAUAAGUCAUGUCGUUCUGUCAAAAUACGAUCAAAAUCACGUGACACGAAUGUUAGGGAAAAAACAAACUUAUCGAUUUCGACACAAAUUAUUGAAGCGAUCGAUAAUUUUAUCACGUUGCGUAUGUUAGGCCUGUGGUCGAAGAUUCGGCGUGGAUAGCACACCACGGUGAGUCUUAAGGUUGAGUCAGCGUUGAUUUGAAAAAACAGCUGAUCGGAAGCAAUCGUUUCAUAUCGGCAUCUCAGUCCCUAUGUCACUCAUAUGUAUCGCUACGGUUUUCUGUAUCAGCAUAGUGUGGUGACCGUUUAUUACGAGUGUGCACACUAGCAACCAUGAUACUGAUAUCGGCAUCUCAGUGAUACGAAUCCAGUGAUCGGAUCACAAAGAUGAUACAUAUAUGUGGAUUCAGCUUUAGGGAUCAUUGCUUAUUGUAACUAUUUAUAAAUAUAGUUAAUUUUUUAAAGUCAGUGUGCUUAAGGAAUUUGGUGUUAAGAUUAUAUUAUGCUAAUGUCGAACGUUGCUACGCUGUGGUAUUAAGUUUCAAAAUCGAUUAAGUUGCCCUGUUCAAUUGUUUCCCGUUGUAUUUGUAAUAUUGCUGAAUAUUCUAUCGAUUAAACUAAAUAUUAUUGAAUAUUAAAUAAAAACGAUAUGUCUCAUAUUUA